AUGGUCAGCGUGGACGUGCUGAAGCGCGACCAAUGGGAAGAAGAAAAUGCUGUUUUCGCGAUCAAUCCGAUGGGUCUGCCGCUGAAAGAGCUCCGACGCCUGAAGGAUCAGUUUCAAGAUGAAGAGGGUCAGCCCGUGAAACUGGACGAACAGAAGUUUGUGGAUGCCUUGCUUUCUCGGCUGAGCUCCGCAGGAACUUCCCAGAAUGAGCUUUUGCCCAAGACCAGACCAAGUCCACACGGAAGCAUUACCAAACGUCUCAACGCAUCCCAGUGCCAAACGCAUCGCCAUAUCUCAGAAUUUGGAUUGUGGAAUGCCCUGAGGCGACAGCGUUGGGACUCCGAGCUGCGAACUUUGUUCAAAAAGAUCGACGCUGGAUGUUCAGAGACCGUGACUUGGGAGGAGUCUUGGUGA
Cladocopium goreaui is the source of this 414-nucleotide messenger RNA. The record is from the annotation of a GenBank genome assembly. NCBI's taxonomy places the organism in Eukaryota, Dinophyceae, Suessiales, Symbiodiniaceae.